This is a messenger RNA of Tigriopus californicus, 755 nucleotides long. Its product is annotated as chromobox protein homolog 1-like. Bases 27 to 536 code for a protein of 169 amino acids. Lineage: Eukaryota; Metazoa; Arthropoda; Copepoda; Harpacticoida; Harpacticidae. The record is from RefSeq and is a predicted model, not a curated record. Gene Ontology annotation, molecular function: chromatin binding. The transcript has 2 exons. Gene Ontology annotation, cellular component: nucleus; pericentric heterochromatin. Gene Ontology annotation, biological process: chromatin organization; negative regulation of transcription by RNA polymerase II.
AUAGUGACAUCUAGUCCAGUGUCAACAUGCCCCGUGAUCCCGAUACUGCCGAAGAGGAGGAGGAGGAGUACCAGGUCGAGAAGGUGGUCGACAAACGGGUGGCCAAGAACGGCAAAAUUGAAUAUCUUCUCAAAUGGAAAGGAUACGGUGAAGAAGACAACACCUGGGAGCCCCGUGAGAAUCUUGAUUGUGAAGAUCUGAUUGAGAAUUUUGAAAAAGUGCGCCGUGAGAAGGCCGGAAAGCGCAAGGACGAGAAACGCAAAUCCACCUCCGGCCCAGCUUCCGAAGCCAAAAAGAAGAAGGGCGAUGAUGACCGCCCACGAGGCUUUGAUCGGGGUCUAGAUCCCGAGCGAAUCAUCGGUGCCACCGACUCUAGUGGCGAGCUCAUGUUCUUGAUUAAGUGGAAGGGUAGCGACGAGGCCGACUUGGUACCUGCCCGAGAUGCUAACGUCAAAUGCCCCCAAACCGUCAUCAAGUUCUACGAGGAACGUCUGACAUGGCACACGUCGAGCCAAGACGACGACAAUGACGACUGAAGACACUUCGGGACAGGAUCCGUACAAAUAAAAAGCCAACCAUCUUCCCGAAUGUUUCAGUUCAUUGUUUUUCUUGCUUGUAUUACUAAGAUAUGGUUCACUCAACUCAGAUGUCCAUGUCGUAUUUUCUGUAUAUAUCCGAUAUCCCGUCGGACAAGUCUCUUGUCUUCAGAACAGCUUUAUUUCUCCAGAAAUAAAUGUCCCAUCAUUGACCAAAAA